AAGGGCGCCUCAUUCCUCGGACGACUGCUAGGAAACAAGAAAAAAGAGUCCGGCGACAAUGUCACUGACGACGCUGCAUCAGAGUUCAGCAAUCUGCGACCUGAAGGCAUGGAGGCAAACGUCUUCUCCCAGCCCAUUGACAAUAUCCAGUUUAAUCCACGACACCCACCACCUCCCGAGUACAUUCGAGUCAGGGCGCGCGACAAGAAGGACAAGGACUUUGACCAUCUAUUCCUAGCCCAAGAACUUUUGGCUUCCGACAUUCAUCAUGACGAAACACCCAUAUGGGCCAUGCAAUUCAGCAGGGAUGGUCGAUAUCUGGCAGCCGCAGGGCAAGACAAGAUUAUACGCGUCUGGGAGGUUAUCAAGACUCCAGAGGAUCGCAACUCGCAUGCCGAAGAAUCAGACAUUAACCAUCGUCCUCGACUGAGCGCUCCGGUCUUUCGCCAAGAGCCUGUCCAAGAAUAUGAAGGCCACACAUCAACCAUUCUGGACUUGAGCUGGAGCAAGAACAACUUUCUUCUUUCCUCGUCUAUGGAUAAGAACGUACGAUUAUGGCACGUCAGCAGGGAUGAGUGCCUUUGUACUUUUAAACAUAGCGAUUUUGUAACAUCCAUCGCUUUCCACCCCAAGGACGAUCGCUUCUUUUUGGCCGGAUCGCUCGACUCAAAGUUGAGGUUAUGGAGCAUUCCUGACAAGACGGUCGCUUACUGGAGUCAAUUACCAGACAUGAUUACUGCAGUCGCUUUUACGCCAGAUGGGAAAUAUGCAAUGGCUGGAUGUUUUACUGGUCUCUGCAUGUUUUACGAAACUGAAGGUCUGAAAUACCAGACACAAAUCCAUGCUCGCUCUAGGAAUGGUAAGAAUGCAAAAGGCAGCAAAAUCACUGGAAUCCAGUCGUUUCAUACGGGCGGUGAAACCAAGGUUCUCGUCAGUAGCAAUGACUCACGGAUACGGCUCUACAACUUUCGCGACAAGAGCAUGGAGGUCAAAUUCAAGGGCAACAUCAAUGACAGCAGCCAGAUUCGAGCAGCCGUCAGCGAUGAUGCCAAGUACAUCUUUUGUGGCAGCGAAGAUCACAAAGUCUAUAUUUGGCCAACGGAUCCUGACCAGAGUGACAAGAAGCAGAGACGACCGAUGGAGACCUUUGAUGCUAGCAACACGGUUGUAACUUGUGUUGCAUUUGCGCCUCCCAAGAGCAAACAACUACUCGGCAGAUCGGAAGAUCCGAUCUACGAUAUUUGUAAUCCUCCUCCGGUCAUGUUGAUGAGCUCGGCUGAGCGAACUGGUUCACGACCUCCUUCCCGAGCACCUACAGAAGAUGGACUCGAAACCGACCCACAAUCACACAAGCGCCCAGAGGAGUCGCCUGCAUAUCUCGCCCGUUCGACGCAUGCCUCUGGAAACAUCAUUGUGACCGCAGACUUGGCUGGUAGAAUCAAGGUUUUUAGACAAGAUUGUGCUUGGAACAAGCGCAAAACGGACAAUUGGGAAACAUCUUCUGUCUUCUCAAAAAGAAAACUUGGCCGUACUGCAUCAAUAGCCACCAAAGGCAGCAGUCGCAGCCUGCGCAGCUCGCACGGUCGACCCGAAGGUCCGCAAGAUAGGAUCUUGUCAUGGCGUCAGGGCAUC
Molecule: messenger RNA, 1632 nt
Organism: Aureobasidium melanogenum CBS 110374
Lineage: Eukaryota; Fungi; Ascomycota; Dothideomycetes; Dothideales; Saccotheciaceae
Product: WD40 repeat-like protein
Exons: 1
Molecular function (GO): protein binding
Source: RefSeq, a predicted model, not a curated record